UUAUCAUUUCGUUGGAAAAAAAAGCUGGUUGGUGAGGUUUUGGAAUUUGGAUCUUGCUCGCGACUUCAGAGUUGAAACACCACCACACCAGUCUACUAUUCUACCAUAUCCGCCGUAGGGUUUUGAGGUUUUCUCCUAAACCUGACCAAAAAUUCAUCAUCUAUAACAAAAUUUUGUUCAGUUGAUCGUUCACAGGUCUACUCAUCGACCAUGGUUGGAAAAGUAGACGCCGCGAAGGGAGGUGCGAAGUCUUUGCAGUCGCCGGCGUCCAAUCAAGCUUCCUCCAAGCCCGAUCUGUCAUCCAUGUCCACAACAUUCUCAUUCAAAACCCUAAAACUGAAAACGAAGCAACAAGAGCUGUUGAUCCGAGUCACAAUCCUCGGCCUCGUCUACAUUUUAGCUUUCAUCACUCGUCUCUUCAGCGUUCUCCGCUACGAGAGUAUGAUUCAUGAAUUUGAUCCUUAUUUCAACUAUCGAACUACUCUCUACCUAACCGAAAAAGGUUUCUACGAGUUCUGGAACUGGUUUGACUCCGAGAGUUGGUAUCCGCUUGGCCGAAUCAUUGGUGGAACUCUCUAUCCAGGUCUUAUGGUCACCGCCGCUAUCCUUUACUGGACUCUCAAAUUUCUCCGAUUCGCGGUUCAUAUUCGCGAGAUCUGUGUGCUAACUGCUCCAUUUUUCGCUUCCAACACAACGAUCGUCGCGUAUUUCUUCGGGAAAGAGCUGUGGGACUCAGGUGCAGGUCUAGUUGCGGCGGCCUUGAUCGCUAUUUGUCCUGGAUACAUUUCGAGGUCGGUGGCUGGGUCUUAUGACAAUGAAGGCGUUGCCAUUUUUGCUCUGUUGCUUACUUUCUACUUGUUCGUUAAGGCUGUCAAUACUGGAUCGCUUGCCUGGUCUCUCGCUUCAGCUUUUGGAUACUUCUACAUGGUCUCCGCAUGGGGUGGUUAUGUGUUUAUCAUCAAUUUAAUUCCAUUAUAUGUGUUGGUCCUAUUGAUCACCGGGAGGUAUUCCAUGAGGUUGUAUGUCGCUUAUAAUUGUAUGUAUAUAGUCGGAAUGUUGCUAGCAAUGCAGAUUCGGUUUGUUGGGUUUCAACAUGUUCAGUCAGGGGAACAUAUGGCUGCCAUGGGAGUGUUCUUCUUGAUUCAGGUAUUCUACUUCCUACUUUACGUGAAGCACAUGUUGAAUGAUACAAAGCUGUUUCAAGCCCUUUUGAGGAUCGGUGUAACAUCAGCAGUAGCUGUGGGUGCUAUUGCACUUGGAGUAGGAACAGCUUCUGGUUAUAUCUCACCAUGGACAGGCCGGUUUUACUCUUUACUGGAUCCAACAUAUGCUAAAGAUCAUAUUCCAAUUAUAGCAUCAGUCUCUGAGCAUCAGCCUACUGCAUGGUCAUCUUUCAUGUUUGAUUUCCACAUUCUUCUUUUCCUAUUUCCAGCGGGUUUAUACUUCUGCUUCAAGAGAUUAUCAGAUGCCACAAUCUUCAUUGUGAUGUAUGGUCUCACGAGUAUGUAUUUUGCUGGUGUGAUGGUUCGAUUGAUUCUUGUGGCAACACCUGCAGUAUGCCUCAUAAGUGCUAUUGCAGUAUCUGCUACAAUAAAGAAUUUGACCCAAGCCAUUAGAGGAAAAACCAGUCAAACAGUAUCUUCUAAGGGAACAGGAAGCACAAAGGGAUUAUCUAAGCAACAAGCUUCUCUUGACCAAAGUAUCCCAUUCCUUAAAAAUGGUGCAACUGCAUUACUUCUUGGAGCAUUCUACUUACUAAGCAGAUACGCAAUCCAUUGCACAUGGGUGACAUCAGAAGCCUACUCAUCUCCUUCAAUUGUGUUAGCUGCCCGAGGUGCCCAUGGGCAGAGGAUUAUCUUUGAUGAUUAUCGUGAAGCAUACUUUUGGAUUAGACAAAAUACUCCUUCAGAUGCUAAAAUCAUGUCAUGGUGGGAUUAUGGGUAUCAAAUCACAGCCAUGGGGAAUAGAACUGUGAUUGUGGACAAUAAUACAUGGAACAAUACACACAUUGCUACAGUUGGAAGGGCAAUGUCGUCAUAUGAAGACGAAGCUUAUGAGAUUAUGAGAUCACUUGAUGUGGAUUAUGUGUUGGUUGUUUUUGGUGGUGUUACUGGCUACUCUUCUGAUGACAUUAACAAGUUUUUGUGGAUGGUGAGAAUUGGAGGUGGAGUUUUCCCUGUGAUCAAGGAACCUGAUUAUCUUGUUAAUGGUGAAUAUCGUGUUGAUAAAGGAGCAGCUCCCAAGAUGUUGAAUUGUCUAAUGUACAAGCUUUGCUAUUAUCGGUUUGGAGAGCUCACAACUGAGUAUGGAAAACCACCAGGGUAUGACAGAGCACGGGGGGUUGAAAUAGGGAAUAAAGACGUGAAACUUGAAUACUUGGAAGAAGCAUUCACAACAUCAAAUUGGAUUGUUAGGAUUUACAAAGUUAAGCCACCUACCAACAGAUGGUAACUAACUAAGAAAGACCAGAGCUUUACUUUACUACAACAUAUGGAUAUGAUGAUGAUACUUAUAAUUUAUCAAUCAGACUUUUUUUUUUUUUUAGUGGUGGU
Lactuca virosa is the source of this 2552-nucleotide messenger RNA. NCBI's taxonomy places the organism in Eukaryota, Viridiplantae, Streptophyta, Magnoliopsida, Asterales, Asteraceae. The record is from the annotation of a GenBank genome assembly.